Messenger RNA from Papaver somniferum (opium poppy), 2354 nucleotides. Its product is annotated as pentatricopeptide repeat-containing protein At3g09060-like. The record is from RefSeq and is a predicted model, not a curated record. The coding region runs from base 140 to 2224 and encodes 694 amino acids. Gene Ontology annotation, molecular function: protein binding. The transcript is spliced from 3 exons. NCBI's taxonomy places the organism in Eukaryota, Viridiplantae, Streptophyta, Magnoliopsida, Ranunculales, Papaveraceae.
CUGAACACAACAACGAGAGAAACAACCUAAAAAUAAAAUACCUUCAUUUUCAUCACUUAAACCCUUCUCUGAUCACAAAACCAUGCCCUAAAAAUGAGAAACGAAUCAGAAAUCUUCAUCUUCUUCGUCUCCGAUAGCCAUGUCCAGACUCCCGAAGUUUUUAUCCCCAAAACAACUCUUAAAACUACUGAAAGCAGAGAAGAACACUAACUCAGCACUCACCCUUUUCUACUCUGCAACUCAACAUUCAACUUACACUUGCCAUACACCAGAUGUAUUUCAACACAUUCUCCGUCGACUCACUGAUUCGAAACUUGUUUCUCAGGUUCCAAGAAUCCUUACAUUGAUUCAAACACAAAAAUGUAAGUGCUCAGAAGAUGUGGCAUUAUCGGCACUCAAAGUUUAUUCAGAUAAUAAAACGCCUGAUAAGGCUUUAGAGAUUUUUCAACAAAUGAAUGAGAUUUUCGGGUGUAACCCAGGUAUUCGAUCUUGUAAUUCUCUUCUUAAUGCUUUUGUUAUGUCUAACCAGUAUGAUCGCGCUGAAUCUUUUUUCGCGUAUUUUGAAACUCGAUUCGAGACUAAUUUGGAGACUUAUAAUGUGAUGAUGAAGAUUUUAUGUAAAAGGAAUAAGUUUGACAAAGCGAGAGAGUUUUUGGAUUGGAUGUGGAGUAAGGGUUUAAAACCAGAUGUUAUUAGUUAUGGUACAUUGAUUAAUUCAUAUGUAAAAAGCGGGGAUUUUGUGAAUGCUUUGGAAGUGUUUGAUGAAAUGCCUGACAGAGGGGUUUCUCCUGAUGUAGUUUGUUAUAAUACUUUGAUUGAUGGGUUAUUUAAGUUAGGGAAUUUGACAAAAGCUAUGGAGACUUGGGAUAGGUUAUGUGGAGAUUAUUAUGUUUUCCCUACUGUUACAACUUAUAAUGUUAUGCUCAAUGGUUUGUGUAAAUGUGGGGAGUUUGAUGAGAGUUUUAAGAUAUGGCAACGUAUGUUGAUGAAUGAACAUCGCCCAGAUUCUUUUACCUUUUGUACGUUGAUACAUGGCUUGUGUAAGUCAGGGAAUGUUGAUGGUGCAUACAGGGUUUAUACAGGAAUGAUCAAGAGUGGAUAUGUUCCCAAUGUGGUUACAAGCAAUGCUAUGCUUACUGGGUUUUGUAAGGCGGGUAGGAUUGGAGUUUGUUGUGGGUUGUGGGAUUCGAUGGGAAAAGGAAAUUGUCGUAACAUUGUUAGUCACAAUAUACUUAUGAAGGGUUUAUUUGAGAAGAGUAUGGUAGACGAAGCGAUUUCUAUCUGGGAACUUUUGCCCGAGGAUGGUUGCGUUCCAGAUUCUUGUACAUAUGGUAUUGUCAUUCAUGGUUUGUGUGAGAAUGGGUACUUGAGCAAGGCUAUUCGGGUAUUGAAAGAGGCAGAAGACGGAGGAGGUAAUCUUGAUAUUUUUGCGUAUUCUUCAUUAGUUAAAGGUUUAUGCGGAGAAGGGAGAUUAAAUGAAGCAAUUAGCAUCUUUGAACAGACUAAGAAGUAUGGUUGUAAACCCAACUCUAUAAUGUACAAUGAACUAAUCGAUGGGUUUAUCAAAAUUUCUAAAUUGUUGGAUGCAAUGCGUCUAUUUGAGGAAAUGAAAGCAAAUGGUUGUCCUCCUACUACUGCCACUUACAACACACUCAUAAAUGGUCUAUGUAGGGCGGAAAAGAUUGUUGAUGCAUCUGCUAUUUUAAAAGAGAUGCUAAGUAACGGCAGGGAGCCAGACUUAGUUACCUAUAGCUCUUUGAUUGAUGGUGUAUGUAAAAUCAAGAAGAUUGACAUGGCUCUUCAGCUGUUUGUUUGGAUGCUUAAGGAAUUUAAACCUGAUGUAAAUAUGUAUAAUAUUCUAAUUCAUGGGCUUUGCUCGGUGGGAAGAAUAGAAGAAGCUCUAAAUAUUCAUUUAGCAAUGAAGAGUUGCAAUUGUCCGCCGAAUCUUGUUACUCACAAUACCAUCAUGGAUGGGCUUUACAAAGCCAGAGAUUGCGAAAAGGCGUCACAAAUUUGGUCACAAAUUUUAGAAGAAGGGCUGAAGCCGGAUAUUAUUUCUUAUAACAUAGUCAUCAAUGGCCUCUGUUUGUCUAACCAGUUAGAUGCUGCUGUUAGGUUAUUAGACCAAGCCUUGGUGCAGGGAGUUCUUCCCACUGUUAUUACUUGGAGCAUACUCGUUAAAGCAGUGCUUAACAGUACACAAGAUGCUUGUUAUUGUACAUAGCCGACUUCGGAAUUGCUGAAUGUGUUCUUACUAGCGAUGUCGAUGCGAAAGGAUAUGCACUUUUAGUAGAGAUAUAAAGGCUAGAAGCAGAUUGUUUUCAAAGAGCUUGAAUUGCAAGUCAUGCAUCAUG